AUCUCUCCUUCUGGCUGUCUCCCAUACUCGCUCUUUUGCUCGUGUCUUUCCUCUCCUGUCCUCAGAGUCCCCCCCCUGUGUGAUGGCGUGCGUCUCUACUGCUGCAGCGGCGACCGGGGCCUAGCCGACGGCCUUGCCCCUGCCUAUCACAGCCGGCGCCUAGUAGCGAUAUUAAUACGAACCCUGAGGGUUGGCGCGAGGUCUGCACGAGAGAGCCUGCCUACUCCCUGGCUGCUGUUUAGAAUUAUGAGCUGUUCAGCAUCCUCUCUUGCUCGCAUUUGCACGUCCAGCUCAUUUCAGCUCUCGUGAGACUGAGGAAUGAAAAUCUGCAACCAUGAUGGAAGGUUGGAAAAAACGUACCAGGAAGGCGUUUGGUACUUUCAGGAAGAAAGAGAAAGACAAUGACUCAACGGGCUCACCUGACAAAGACAGAUCUAAAAAGACUAAUGGCGCUCCAAACGGAUUCUAUGGGGAGAUUGAUUGGGAUCGAUAUAACUCCCCUGAUGUGGAUGAUGAAGGAUUCAGCAUCAGACCAGGGGACCAAUCCGAAGGUGCCCUCAGAGCCAAGGCCUUCUCAUCCAGUGAGUCGGAGGGCGAGGAGGACCACCUGAAGAAGUUUAAGAUCAGGAUCAAGCCCCUGGCCUCUGAUAGCUCCAAUUGCUCUGUCCCCACUAUGGAUGAACUGAAGGCUUCAGUGGGCACCUUGGCCCUUUCUCCCUCACCCCUGAGAAAAAGUCCGAGACGAAGUCCAUGUCAAAUGAGAAGAAAUCUCUCAAGCGAAGAGAUCGCCAGGCCCAGACGUUCCACCCCUACACCAGGCCCUGAGCCUGACACUCCCAGCAAAAGAUCAUCAGAGAAUGCCAAUACUUUCUUUGGUCCACCAUUUGAAUCCAGCUUUGAAACGUUUCAAGCACAGCAUUCAGAAGUGUUCAUUGUGGAGCCAGACUUCUGGUGUGAAACGAAAAUUCAACCACCUUCACCUUUGGCCAGACCCUUUCCCUCUGGAGCUCCUCCUCCUCUCCCUCCAAAGAACGUUCCAGCUACACCUCCCUGUCGUACUUCCAGCUCAGUGGGGUCCUCAGGUUACUACAGUGUGGUGCCCAGUGUAAGAGCAGACAGCUGUGCGUAUGCAGAUGGCUUACUGUCAGAGUCGUCUCCCAUGCCCGACCUGGACAACGUCUUUGGCCCCCCUGACCCCCCCAUAUCUGCCGACGACACAUUCCAGUUGGGCUGGGCCAGCUUCAGCGAGAGGCGGGGCUCCCCCACGAGACCCCCACCUCCCGAUGAGCCGGCGCCUCCGCCUCCUCUCUGCUCCUCUCCUCCAGAUUCUCCUCCGCUCCCGCUCCACGUGCCCAUUCCUCCACCGGACUCCCCUCCGCUGCCGCUCCACGUGCCCAUUCCUCCACCGGACUCGCCGCCGCCGCCUCCUCCGUCCGCUUCGCCUGCGCCGGACUCGACCCCCACCAGCCCCCUGGGCCCCCCUCCCAUGGCGCCCGUGCCUCCCCUGCCCACCGCCUUCAUCCCGCCGGAGUCCUUUCACGACUCCCCAACACCACCACCACCACCGUCACCACCACCGUCACCACCACCACCACUUCCACCACCUCAACAGCAGGAGGAGGAGUUAGAGGAUGAGGACGAGGAAGUGGAGGAGGAGGUGAAAGAGCUCUCACUGGCCUGCUCCUCUUCGUACCUCCCUCCCCCUCUACCAGCGGAGCGCUCCCCACUCACCUGUGCGCCCCCUCCACUGGGCGUCAGGUGGACCCCGGAGCCAGUGGUGGGCUCCCUGAGGGAAGCUUUCACGGCUUCGCCCAAAGAGUUUAGUCCGGGCUUGCGUGGAACACCACCCCCUCUGCCACCACUCACCUACAGGAGUGUGGUGUCCUCCCCAGGACCAGGGAGUGGGCCAUCCUCCCCUGCCCGGCCUGCCACACCCCUGUCCGCGGGAAGCCCCGUGCCCCCACUCCCACCUCGGCCUUCGUCACGACCCAAACUACAGCCUGGGAAGUCCAGCGUCAGCGACCUGUCCAGGUCGUUCAGCCCUCCGGUGCACUCCUGGAGCCCUCCUCCCUUUGCACCGCUGGCCCGAGCGGAGAGCACCUCGUCCAUCUCGUCGGUCACCUCUCUGAGCGCCGCCUCCACCCCCACCCUCUGCCUGCCCGUCUCCACAUGCUCUAGAGGGCCCAGUCCCCUCACCAUGGGCUCGCAGGACACCCUGCCUGUGGCCGCUGCCUUCACAGAGACCAUCAGCGCUUACUUCAAAGGCGCUGACCCCAGCAAGUGUGUGGUGAAGGUCACUGGGGAGAUGGUGCUCUCCUUCCCUGCUGGAAUCACCCGGCACUUCGCUUCUCAUCCCUCUCCCCCCGUGCUCACCUUCAGCAUCACACACUACUCCCGUCUGGAGCAGGUCCUGCCUAACCCUCAGCUGCUCUGCUGUGAAACAACAGAGCCCAGCUCUGACACAAAGGAGUUCUGGGUGAACAUGCCAAACCUGAUGAGCCACCUAAAGAAAGUGGCUGAUCAGAGGCCUCAAGCAACAUACUAUAAUGUGGAUAUGCUCAAAUACCAGGUGGCAGCAGAUGGCAUCCAGUCCACCCCACUUAACCUGGCAGUUAGCUGGCGUGGUGAUGCCACCAGCACUGACCUCAGGAUAGACUACAAGUACAACUUGGAGGCUAUGCCUGAUCCCGUGCCCCUUACUAACAUCAGCUUCAUGGUGCCUGUGGAUGGUGGCGUCGCCAAACUCCAAGCCAUGCUCCCACCUGCUACUUGGAAUCCAGAACAGCAGGAAAUGCUUUGGAAGAUUCCGGAACUUUCUCAGAAAUCUGAAAAUGGAGGAGUGGGUGCUCUGCUGGGGCGCUUUGCCCUGACGAAUGGCCCCAGUAAGCCGUCCAGGCUAGCUGUGCAGUUCUCUAGCGAGGGAGCCACUCUUUCAGGCGCCAACUUCCAGUUAGCAGGGACUGGAUAUCGACUCUCCCUGGUCAAAAAGAGAUUCUGUGCAGGGAAAUAUAUGGCUGAUAACUGAUGCUGCUGAAAAUAUGACCAUAUCUACAAUGGCUUUAGACUGCUCUGCAGAAGGAAGGAUAUCUGUCUUUCAUUCAUGCGACAAACUGAGAAGGAAAUGAGAAGAACAUUUUUAAUUGAAAAAAAUCAUCUGAGAUCCUUUAUCUCAACAAAAUGAUAUGUAUUUAGAGAAUAAUGUGUGUGUGUGUGUGUGUGUAUGUGAGAAAGAGAGAGUGUGAGAGAAAGACAGAGAAAGAGAGAAAGGGAGUUAUGUGAACCUUGUAUGCAUACAUUUAUUACAAAAAAAUGUGCAAUAUCACAACUCCACAAUUGAGUUUAUGCAAGUUGACACUACCUUAUCCUAAUUUUUUCAUAUUCUGUCAAAUUUAUAUACAUUCCUCUCUGUCACUUUUCCACCCAGAUCUGUUAGUGUAACAAAAACGCUAAUUCAAAUGGGGCACUCCUUGUCUCCAGUGCUGCUCAAGCCCUGUUUGAAACGCUGAGGAAAAAAUAACUAGGACUAACUGCCUGUGAUUAUGAUAACCCAACUAUUUGUAUGGGCCCAUUAUGUAAUAGGAAUAUCACAGUACAUGUCUUGACUAGGAGUGUUCAAUAUUAACAAUGGUGAGCAAUAUGUCAUAUGACAGUAUGAGACUAUAGUCUGACAACACAACUGUAGGAGAGGGACAAUUCUAAACUAGCAUGCAGCUGAAGGGAAAUGACAAACCCCCCCCAAAGUCACUAUACAACACAUCCCAUAAUCUUUUAGAAAUAUAUUUGUAAUGUGUGAUAGCACUUUUUUCCUAGGUAUGUAAUCCUGAAUGUGGCGUGAUAUAAUGAGAGUUUAGAUAAGAGAGGCCUUGAGUUAACUUGGAAUGAUUUAAAGGUCUAGUUAGGCUUCAAAGACAGUUACACUGACCAUUUAAAUUAUUGGAAAUAUAAGGGCAGGGUGCCUUGCUGACUGGCUAUAUUGACUUUGUGUAGAGUUUUUUUAUUUUUCCUGCAGUAUUUUUGUGAGAAAAAAAAAAUCCUCAUGGACUGUUGACAGCUUCGUAGUCUAAAUCAGUAGACACAAACUAGGUGAAUUUUCAGUCUUUCAACAUUCUGUGUUAAGGUUUGAAAUGCAUGACCUUGGGUUGGGGGGGGGGGGCAUAAUUUGUUUUCGUGUUUCUUUCCAUGGUACUCUAAAAUCCAGAUGAUGUGUAGUGGCUGUUUUUCAGUCAACUUGCUCUUGAAAUUUUGCACACAAGAAGACCUUAACCGUGUAUAUGAGAAAGAUUUGGUGACUGAAAUACAAUUUGAUCUCAUACUGUAUGUUAAUUUGUUUUCCACAAUGUGGAGUAUUUUGUUUACCAUUUUCCUGUAGCAAUAUUUCAAGAAAUGAUAUGUAAAAAUGUAAAAUAAGAAUAACUAUUGCUAUAUCCACAUGGAUAUAAGGUUUCUAUGUGUGAUCAUAGAAAUGUUCUAUGUUGCUAAACAAGAUGUCUUAGCCUUUACAACACAUGACAGCACUUUAUGAUUUAUAUUUUGUUUUCUUUGUCAAUUUCUUAAUAUAUAUCAUUGACUUCAUGUAAUAUAUGUAAUGGAUUUAAAUGGAGUUUCUGUUAUUAUCAUUAGACAGUGUUUGUGUCCCCAUGUAUCACCUGAAGCCACAGUAGCUCUGUAUGGAUUCAUUGUUGAUCAAGUUGAUUUGCACACGU
This is a messenger RNA of Alosa sapidissima (American shad), 4703 nucleotides long. It is a transcript of the gene sgip1b, whose product is annotated as SH3GL interacting endocytic adaptor 1b. The record is from RefSeq and is a predicted model, not a curated record. NCBI's taxonomy places the organism in Eukaryota, Metazoa, Chordata, Actinopteri, Clupeiformes, Clupeidae. Gene Ontology annotation, molecular function: phospholipid binding. The coding region runs from base 335 to 3025 and encodes 896 amino acids. The transcript is spliced from 23 exons. Gene Ontology annotation, cellular component: cytoplasm; clathrin-coated vesicle; clathrin-coated pit. Gene Ontology annotation, biological process: cytoskeleton organization; clathrin coat assembly; clathrin-dependent endocytosis.